CAAAGUUUGGUUCAGAGAAGAGAAGAAAAUGGAAGGGCUAAGCCAUAUCGCACUCCCUGUUCUGGGAAUUGUCGCGGUCUCCGUCGUAACCUUUUAUGCCGUUAGCUUCGCCGAGAUCAGAGAGAAAUCGUUUAAAGAUGUGUACGACUCGGAGAAUGAAGUUGGGUUCAAGACUUCUUUAAGUUCAAGGGAGAGGAGAUCAAGAAGAGAAGCAAAUAAAAAACGUCCUCGAUCUUGAUACCAAAAGCCAGGCUGAUUUGAUCGUGUUCCAUGAUAAUGGAUGUUCUCCAAUCAAGAAACUCUCUUUAGAUCGUUUUUUCUUUUCUUUCAAUGUUCUUUCAACUAUUUAAAAGAGUUUGGUUAUAGUUGUGGUUGUGGACCAAAAAGUCUAUGAGCCAUUCCGGUCCGGAUUGGUCUAUACUCUAUGGCCAUCACUGGUUUAGCAUAAUGCUAUCUUUAAAAUCAUUGGAUGAGAAGAAACCUUCACAGUUACU
Messenger RNA from Arabidopsis arenosa, 494 nucleotides. The record is from the annotation of a GenBank genome assembly. NCBI's taxonomy places the organism in Eukaryota, Viridiplantae, Streptophyta, Magnoliopsida, Brassicales, Brassicaceae.